AUGGCGCGUCUGAGCAUCCUGCUCGUGAGCUGUCUCACCUUUCUAAUCGGCAUUGUCAGAGCCGACUCCGCAGUGGUGGACCUGAUCCCCAAGAACUUCGACAAUGUCGUGCUAAAGUCCGGAAAACCUGCCCUGGUAGAAUUCUUUGCCCCGUGGUGUGGUCAUUGCCGUAACCUGGCCCCCGUGUAUGAGGAGCUGGCCCAGGCCUUCUCCCACGCGGAGGACAAAGUAACCGUGGCAAAGGUCGAUGCGGACGCAAACCGGGAUCUCGGCAAGCGGUUCGGGAUCCAGGGUUUCCCUACGCUGAAGUGGUUCGAUGGUAAGAGUGACAAGCCGGAGGAAUACUCGGGCGGUCGCGAUCUCGAAAGUCUGUCGGCGUUCAUCACGGAGAAGACGGGCGUUAAGCCUCGUGGUGCUAAGAAGGAGGCUAGCAAGAUUGAAAUGUUGACCGAUUCGUCCUUUAAGACUACCAUUGGAAGUGAUAAGGAUGUACUGGUGGCGUUUACUGCGCCUUGGUGUGGACACUGCAAGAGCCUCGCCCCUACCUGGGAGUCCCUUGCCAACGACUUCGCUCUCGAGCCCAACAUCGUGAUCGCCAAGGUGGACGCAGAGGCUGAAAAUGCUCGGGCUACAGCCAAGGAACAGGGCGUCACCGGGUACCCGACCAUUAAGUUUUUCCCCAGGGGUUCCAAGGAGGCUGUCGACUACGCGGGACCUCGCACUGAGGAGGCGUUCGUGAAUUUUGUGAACGAGAAGGCUGGCACCCACCGUGCUGUCGGUGGAAGACUCGAUGAUAAGGCCGGGACGGUUGUGAUUCUCGACACUCUGGUCGCCAAGUAUACUUCGUCUCAGAGCUUCGAUGAUCUUGUCAAUGAGGUGAAGAAGGCUGCCAAGGGUCUUCAGGACAAGUACGCUCAGUACUAUGUUAAGGUUGCGGAAAAACUGAGCCAGAACCAUGAAUACGCCAGCAAGGAAUUUGCUCGCUUGAAGAAAAUCCUCGAGAAGGGUGGCUCGGCGCCUGAGAAGAUCGAUGACUUCAUUUCGCGCAGCAAUGUGCUGCGUCAGUUCUUGGGCGAGGAGAAGAAGGAUGCUACGAAGGAUGAGCUGUGA
Messenger RNA from Aspergillus tanneri, 1110 nucleotides. RefSeq lists its product as uncharacterized. Gene Ontology annotation, molecular function: protein disulfide isomerase activity. Gene Ontology annotation, cellular component: endoplasmic reticulum. Gene Ontology annotation, biological process: protein folding. The record is from RefSeq and is a predicted model, not a curated record. NCBI's taxonomy places the organism in Eukaryota, Fungi, Ascomycota, Eurotiomycetes, Eurotiales, Aspergillaceae. The coding region runs from base 1 to 1110 and encodes 369 amino acids. The transcript has 2 exons.